Molecule: messenger RNA, 2253 nt
Organism: Pleurotus ostreatus (oyster mushroom)
Lineage: Eukaryota; Fungi; Basidiomycota; Agaricomycetes; Agaricales; Pleurotaceae
Exons: 4
Coding region: 1-2253 (750 amino acids)
Source: RefSeq, a predicted model, not a curated record
AUGACAGAGGAGCAACUGCAUGCCUAUCAAGUAGAGGAGGCCGUUAAGAAGACCGAGAAGCUGGCGCCCACUCUGUGGGGAAUAUUGUCAUCGUUACUCUCUGCGGAUGAUGAGAUCAAUGUUCGACGAUUGAACUUGAUGCGACGACGGCAUGAGAAGCAAAAGGCGAAUAAGGUUAACGUUGAUAACACCGAUCGUGAUGCCGAUAUGGAUAUCGAAGACGAGGAUGAAAUGGACGAUGUGGACGAGGACACCUUUCCUGAUGAUAGCGACGAUGAGCCUGAGGACGGGGUUGAUCAGGCCAUGGAACGACGGCAAAAACUAAUGAAUAUACGAGGCUUGCUCUGCGCUAGUGUGCUUAUGAAAAGCUCGAACCAGCAUUGUAAUGCAUUCCAGAGUGUUGUAGGGAUGUUUCUUCAUGCAACGAACACCCCCGAGACAGUCCGAGAGUUCCUUUCAUCACUUGGCAUCUCGAUUACAACGACAACAAUAAAUCUAGCGGUCAAAAGCUUAGCAAAGAACUCACGAACGAAAAUGAAAGAGCUGGGAAAGUCACUGCGAGUAUUAUUUGCGUACGACAAUCUGGACCUGGAGAUGAAGCCAUUAGUCCCGACUAUGGAGACAGAGAAAGACCACCUCAUCCAUUUCACUACGGGAACAAUGCUACCGCUUCACCCGAGCACUGCUCUCGCCGACCUUGAUUGCUCCGACAUGCUAUGGGAACGGUGCCCGCCAGGCCAGGCACCUGAUGUACCAAUAGCCAAGUUGCUACAGCUUCACCUGAAGCCACGCGAUGCGAAUGGAUUGAACGGCCGUGCUCGUUUCAACCGCUGGCAGUUCCUAUUUGAUCUGGUGCAUCAUGGGCCAGAGUACUUUCGACGGUUCAAACGAGAUCUCGGCGAGGCUGAGGCGUACAAGAUUAUCACACCUACUCACCAGACAUUCCAAGUGCCAAAUCAGACACUGGACGUGGCACCGAGUACGCCUGCAUCUAACGCUCGGGCAAUCGAAGAGCUUCUUGCGCAAGCUGGUAUCACGGACCCUAGCAAGAAUGAAGGCAACAGCGUCGACAUUGGAAAUCAGGUUCUAUUAAUAUCUGGGGACUUACUCACUGGUGAACGGAUAUGUAGCUUGCUGUCUUCAAGGCUCGAAGAACAGACACCGUGGCGGCGGAUGCAAUAUGUCGUCUAUGUGAUGGGGUUGUUCCAUCUCAAGAUGGCUGCUGCAGAGGCGAUCUGGAGGAUAUUUAUUCGGGAUAAGAGCGCUCGAGAGGACCCUACAAGUCUGAUGGAACUUUUGAGUCAAAUCCGCCCACAAGAAACAGGGAAAUUGGGUAGCAAACCGGGAUUUCGAAGAAUGCAUGAAGCCAUUCAACAUGUCGGAAUCGUUCUUCGCCUCGAUUGUUGGCGUAUCCUAGCCAACGAACUAUUUCCAUCAUGUAGUUCACUGGAAGUCUUCGCUCAAAGGACGCCGACCUGGGAGGAGGUUGUUGAUAUGGCAACUAGGUUAUGCAAAAGUCAGGUCGCGGCAUCUGAUAUCGACUCGACUACACGCAUUGCCAAAGAAAGUACACGGGACGCACAGCAUGAGAACAGUCUAAUCCGUCAGCAAUGCUUUCUGUUAUAUGAAGAACUUUCGUACGCGAUGAACCAUGGCGAUAUUGACCGCACGGAAGCAUGCUUCAUACCUUGGAUGUCUAUCUUCUCAGCUUGCGGUAAGCAUAAAUAUGCCGCUGAGCUGAAACGCUACCUCGAAGAUGUUCACUUUCGGUACCCUGAGGGCCUUAAAAACACCGUUCGCGCGAAUAUUCUCUGUAAUCCAACGGGGCAAGAGGGGAAGUUUCGGGGGAUAGAUUGGAUUGUUGAACAUAAUAAUCUCUACAUUAAGAGAAUAUAUGGCGGAAAGUACUCGAAUCAUUCUAAAUCACACAUCAUCAGUCAGUCGCAACUCAUCGAGGUCUUUAAAGACACUCGAAUCCAAUUUGAGAAGAUGUUCUGUUUGGAUCACAAGACGACACGCCACUCGCCGCCGAAGAUGGUGAGAACUUUCAAGGUAUUAGCAAAGUAUAUGGAGAGAGAAAAGGUAAACGAGAAGGUUCCCGGGCGAAAGACUAAGUAUCGGAUCCCAAACGUUGUGGGGGAGGGCCUAGCUAUAGUGUAUCGAAGGCAUGUGCAGGGGUCGCAAGCUGGCAUAGAUAAUGGUGACGAAGAGGAACUUAUCGAGCUUCAAGACGAUGGCGGUAUAGAUGUGUAA